Molecule: messenger RNA, 997 nt
Organism: Elgaria multicarinata webbii
Lineage: Eukaryota; Metazoa; Chordata; Lepidosauria; Squamata; Anguidae
Gene: TNF
Product: tumor necrosis factor
Exons: 4
Coding region: 1-699 (232 amino acids)
Biological process (GO): extrinsic apoptotic signaling pathway via death domain receptors; positive regulation of transcription by RNA polymerase II; immune response
Cellular component (GO): cell surface; membrane
Molecular function (GO): cytokine activity; tumor necrosis factor receptor binding
Source: RefSeq, a predicted model, not a curated record
AUGAGCUCCGAGCAUUUGGUGUACGACGUGGAGAAAAGCAACAGCGUGGUCGUGCUGCGCGAAUCGCCGCGCAAAGAGGGGCCCUGGAAGUGUCUCGGGAUCUUUUCCUUCGUGCUCCUGAUCGGGGCCACCCUUGUUUUCGCCCUCUUGCAAUUCGGAGCUUUGAGACAGUCGGAAAACCAGGACUCCAAGGAAAACGGAAACUCAUUUUCCGAGCGGUUGCCACAUACCAUGAAAAUGCAAGCUCUGGUGUCCAGGAAACCGGCUGCCCAUGCCAUUGCUAACUUAACGCGCCACAACCAAUUGAUCUGGACUACAAGGGUGGCGCCUUCCAUGUUGGAGAACGGCAUGCAGCUAAAUGAGCUUGACAACUCCCUCGUCGUGCCUUCCACCGGGCUCUAUUUUAUCUACUCUCAGCUCUUGUUCCACGGAAAAGGCUGCACAAAACACCUGCUGCUCACCCACACGGUUUCGUGGUUGUCGGCAGAGUACAACAAAAAAGUGACCUUGCUGAAAUCCAUCAAGUCUGCCUGCGAGGGUGGACGUGACCCCUCAGGAAAGCUGUGGUUUGAAUCUAUUUAUCAGGGAGCUGUUUUCAAGCUGCACAGGGGAGACCGCCUGUGGUCCGAAACAGAUUUGCCUGAGCACCUGGACUUAACGCGAGGCAGGCAGAUCUACUUUGGGGUUAUUGCCAUGUAAGCAAAGAUUCUCACCGAAUGCCCUCUUGACUCAUAAUUACAAGUCGCUUAUUCCUCCUACCUUGGGCCCAGUAAUCCAAAAAAUACAAAUUAUCAAAAAUACAAACGGAGAGCCAGGGUUCUGCAUGGAUGUCCACUCUCAAGACUGGAAAGACCCCAUUGAAAGGAAGGGUCAGCGCUCUGAACUGGCACACGGUGUAGGAGGUUAUGGGCGGGUAGGGUCCUAGUAUUAUCUGUCUUUUUUAAAAUUAUGGCUUAUUCUUAAUCUUAUUUAUUUAUUUAUAUUUAUUUAUUUAUCC